This is a messenger RNA of Lingula anatina, 725 nucleotides long. Its product is annotated as large ribosomal subunit protein eL34. Gene Ontology annotation, molecular function: structural constituent of ribosome. Lineage: Eukaryota; Metazoa; Brachiopoda; Lingulata; Lingulida; Lingulidae. The record is from RefSeq and is a predicted model, not a curated record. Gene Ontology annotation, cellular component: ribosome. Gene Ontology annotation, biological process: translation.
CACCGUAUAUACUUCCUCUUUAAUAGUCGCCAUCAAGCAAAAUGGUGCAGCGACUCACAUACAGACGUCGCCUGUCCUACAACACAAGGUCUAACCAGAGAAAGAUCUCCAAGACACCGGGUGGUAAACUGGUAUACCUUUACAAAAAGAAGCCUGGUACUAUUCCAAAAUGUGGUGAUUGCAAAGUCAAACUACACGGGAUCACCCCUGCACGCCCCCUGAAACUGAUGGCCAUGUCCAAACGUCUGAAACAUGUCACCAGAACAUAUGGUGGAUCUAGAUGCCACAAGUGUGUGAGAAGCAGGAUAGUUCGUGCUUUCUUAAUUGAAGAACAGAAGAUUGUUGUUCGUGUUCUCAAGGCCCAGCAGGCUGCUAAGAAGUGACAUUUUGUAAAAUAACAAGGGGGAUGAAUAAAUAACUGAUUAUUUGUACACAGAAUCAACGUGUUGUCUUGAAACCUUCAAUCUUUAUUAAGUGUCAACUUGCGUGCCAGCUGAAGAUAUUAUGGAAAAUUUGUGGAACCAAAUCAGAGAAAAUUGCUAAAAUCUGCAACAUGUAUUUAAUGAACAUGAAAAAAAAGCUGGCAACAAUUGCUAUACAGGCCUUGUGCAUUUGCACCCUCACAACCUUUCAUGUAGAUUUUGAAGUGGGCCAUGAACAUGGUUCUCAUUCAGUGUAUCUGAAAAUGUGCCUUUGAUGAUUUGCUUUAAUAGAUUGCCAACCUU